AUGGGAGGACAUGAGUCCCACCGUCUUCCAUUCCUCCCUUCCGACGCAAUUAUUCCUACCCUCAAAUCGGAAAGAACGAUCGUCAGCGCCACAGUUUCGAGCCUAAUAUCAACAUUUGCUGGCUAUCCACUCGAUUCAUUAAAGAGUAGGCUUCAAGCUCGUCGGACUCCGAUCACAGUUUUUAGCCCUCCAGGCAUCGGUAUAUGGAGAGAGGAAGGUGUCGCUGGAUUUUUUCGAGGCAUCUGGAUACCUCUCUUCACAAUAUCAGCCGUAAGGGCUGCUUCUUUUACAAUCUAUACAGGAACGAAGGAGGCACUGCAGAAGGCCCAUUGGCUGGACAAUCGUCGUCUUACACAUGUCGUGUUAGCUGGAUGGUUUGGUGGUGCCAUUAGCGGCUCCGUUCGACGGCAGUUGGAAUUUUCCAUUGCUGAGAAGCGAGGUGUAGUGCUUCAUAAGGCCCCUUCAACUGCAGCUUCCGUGCUAGAUAUAGUACACCAAAGUGGAGUUCGUGGGCUGUACACAGGUUUCCACUUGCAUCUGUUGCGUGACACGCUUGGGACGGCGAUGUACUUUGCGGAGUAUGAUUGCUUUCGCCGUAUAUUAGGAAGACUCCCCUCCGGUGCCCAAGGGCCGCAACCUGCCUGGUUGCCUUUCCACCUCCCUGACUCACUACUCCCUUUUUUGUGCGGAAGCUUUGCUGGCGUGUCCAGCUGGGCAAUCAUAUAUCCGUUGGACGUGGUGAAGACCAAAGUACAACAAAGGGCAUUAUCCGGAGAGCAAUAUCGUAGCGCAUUGGAGACGUUCACUCGUCUGGUGCGAGGGACCGACCCAGAUAAACCGAAACCUAUCUACCUCGGCCUUGCGCGCCUGUAUCGUGGCCUUGGUGUAAGCGCUUCAAGGAGUAUCAUAACCCAUGGAGUCCUUUGGACUAUGUUCGACAAAGUUGGAGUAUUGAUUGAUUCACUAUAA
Messenger RNA from Cantharellus anzutake, 969 nucleotides. Its product is annotated as mitochondrial carrier. Bases 1 to 969 code for a protein of 322 amino acids. The transcript has 9 exons. The record is from RefSeq and is a predicted model, not a curated record. Gene Ontology annotation, molecular function: transmembrane transporter activity. NCBI's taxonomy places the organism in Eukaryota, Fungi, Basidiomycota, Agaricomycetes, Cantharellales, Hydnaceae. Gene Ontology annotation, biological process: transport.